This is a messenger RNA of Naegleria lovaniensis, 1290 nucleotides long. RefSeq lists its product as uncharacterized. Lineage: Eukaryota; Heterolobosea; Eutetramitea; Acrasida; Naegleriidae. The record is from RefSeq and is a predicted model, not a curated record. The coding region runs from base 1 to 1290 and encodes 429 amino acids. Gene Ontology annotation, molecular function: phosphoprotein phosphatase activity. The transcript is spliced from 2 exons.
AUGUUAAAGCAGUGGUUGCCAAUCUUGUUGCGAGCUGGAAAAAAGUCCAGUCUUAGUCAGAAGGAAAAGAACUUGUUCCUCUCAAUUUUCAAUCAGCAUGCUUCAUCGUUCUGCAACGUUAUAAAUUCUAAAGAACACAACACGAGAGCCUUCUCGACCACUUUUCAAAAUCAUUUGCGUGUUUCUUCUCCUAAACCACCUAGCGAAGAAUCCGCAGAAAGUUUGAGAGAAAAGGCCGAGAGGAUUAAAAGAAUGAAAGCCGAAGAGAGAAAGAACAAUCCUCAACCACCUCCACAAGAGGAAGAAACUAGUGAAGAAACAAAUACUUCUGAAGAAUCAAAACAAUCAACAGAGGAGAAAACAAGUGAUAAAUCCGAAAAAACAAAGGCUGACGAAAAAAAGAAGAAAACAGCUGAUUAUGAGGAUAUGGGAGAUAAUCAAGCAAAAGAAAAGGUUCGCACCAAGCCAAACUGGCAUCAUUAUGGUAUGAAAUAUACAUUACCAAUUGUUACGGUGAUAGCUCUGUAUAACCUCUUCAGUGCCUUUGCAGAGAAAGGAUUUAGCUUGAAAAAUAUGCAAGAAAGAUUUGAGGAACUUAUUGCUCCUUUGAAAAAGCCACAACAAUCCAAAUUGCUUCCAGAUAUUCCUCAAGGACAACCAAUGAAACCAGUGCUCGUUGUACCAGUCGAAAAUUUCCUUGUUUAUUCCUCGUAUAAUUCUCGUGCUGGUUGGAAGACUCAAAAACGUCCUGGAGUGGAUCAAUUUUUACAAGCUCUUUCCAAACAUUAUGAGAUUGUAUUUUUCUCUGACAAUUACAUGACACCAUCUCUGGCUCAAAUGUUAGAAAAAAUUGAUCAGUAUCAAGUGGCUCACAAGCUUUUUAAGGAUGCUACCGUCACAGAAGGAACAAGAAAUGUCAAAGAUCUUUCACUUUUGAAUCGACCUUUGGAGAGAAUUAUCAUGAUUGAACAUCGCCCAGACGCUUACAGCAAACAGCCAGAAAAUACUCUUAGAAUAACACCUUGGAAGGGCGACACUCAAGAUAGAACUCUUGUUGAUUUGAUCCCAUUCUUGGAAAUGGUUGCAACCAAAUCUGGCAGAAUUGAUGUGAGGACAAUUUUACAAGAAUAUGGAAACAAGGAGAAACUUGCUCCAGAAAUUGCUCGUGAUUUUAUUAACAUGUUGGAAAAGAGAAGAAAGGAACGAUCUCCACAAACAGCAUCUACACAACCCACUACUGAUGAAAAGCCUCCAGCACAAAGCGGAGGUUGGUUUGGCUUGAGAAAGUAA